Messenger RNA from Hippoglossus stenolepis (Pacific halibut), 1783 nucleotides. It is a transcript of the gene fnta, whose product is annotated as farnesyltransferase, CAAX box, alpha. Gene Ontology annotation, cellular component: protein farnesyltransferase complex; CAAX-protein geranylgeranyltransferase complex; cytoplasm. The transcript is spliced from 9 exons. Gene Ontology annotation, molecular function: protein farnesyltransferase activity; CAAX-protein geranylgeranyltransferase activity. The coding region runs from base 72 to 1205 and encodes 377 amino acids. Gene Ontology annotation, biological process: protein geranylgeranylation; protein farnesylation. The record is from RefSeq and is a predicted model, not a curated record. NCBI's taxonomy places the organism in Eukaryota, Metazoa, Chordata, Actinopteri, Pleuronectiformes, Pleuronectidae.
UCCUGCCUCGCCGGUAGUUACGUCAUCUUCCUGUCAGACGGAGCAGAGGCGGCUAAGCUAGCAGGUUAGCAAUGUCAGGUGUAGAAGAAAGUUCACAUGAGUCGGUGGAGGUGAAGGAAAACAACGAGUUUGAUGAUGACGUCGAGGACCAGCUCGGGGACGAUUAUGCUGUUGACCCAACUCGAUAUAUGUUCUACAGGGACAGAAAGGAGUGGGCAGACCUGGAGCCUGUUCCUCAGGAUGAUGGACCAAAUCCUGUGGUGAAGAUCGCCUACUCUGACAAGUUCUCAGAUGUUUAUGACUAUUUCCGUGCACUCCUGAAGAACGAUGAGAGAAGUGACCGGGCCUUCGCCUUGACAGCAGAAGCCAUCGAGCUAAAUGCUGCUAAUUACACAGUGUGGCACUACCGGCGAGUAUUACUUCAAGCCCUUUCAAAGGACCUGGGGGAUGAGAUGAGGUACAUUACCGCCAUCAUCGAGGAGCAACCCAAAAACUAUCAAGUCUGGCAUCACAGACGUAUGGUGGUGGAGUGGUUAAAUGACCCUUCAGAGGAAUUGGAGUUUAUUGCAGACAUCCUCAGCCAAGACGCAAAGAACUACCACGCUUGGCAGCACAGGCAGUGGGUCAUCCAGGAGUACAAACUGUGGGAUAACGAGCUGGAGUUUGUGGAGACUCUUUUGGAAGAAGAUGUGAGGAAUAACUCUGCAUGGAACCAGAGGCAUUUUGUAAUUUCUCAAACCACAGGUUUCUCUGAUCCGACCAUAGUGGAGAGAGAGAUUAAGUAUUGUCUGAAGCAGAUCAGGAAGGCUCCCCACAAUGAAAGCGCAUGGAACUAUUUGAAAGGGAUGCUGCAAGACAGAGGUCUGUCAUCUCAGCCAGGUCUGUUGGAGAGAGUCCUGGAGCUGAAGGACACGCACUGUUCUUCUUACCUGCUAGCCUUUCUGUUUGAUUGCUAUGAGGAUGUCUUGGAGAGCAGCAACCAAAAGGAAAAUGUGGAGGAAGAAGAACGAAAGGGAACUUUAAGAAAAGCUUUAGAGAUCUGUAAACUUCUAGCGCAGGAGAAGGACACCAUUCGUAAAGAGUACUGGCAUUUUUUGGGAAGUUCUUUAAAGAGCAAAUAUGGAAGCAGUGAUAACUCCGAGGAGAAUAUGGCAGACAACGCCGAACCCUCAGUCCCAGCAUCUGUGCAGCAAGAAGCGAGCUAGACCUCCUGGGGACUCGCACCAUUUCCACUCCUGUGCUGCUUCGUCAGGGCUGUUGGCAGAACCAGUCCACGCAGUUUGAUAUUAAUGUCAAUGGUUAAAAUGUUUCGUAUUGAUGAGUAAGUUUCUUACAGUCACCACUAAUAUGAGGUCAUCUAGGAAAAGACUCUGAGACUGAAAGUUUUUUUUUUUUCACACUGAACAACUGUAAGAAGUGACCAUGUUAUUACACAUCAGGCAGUUUCAUACAUCCUGGAACAUUUUUGGAAUGUUGUCAGAUUUAGUCAUAGAAUUAUUCUUUUUCUUGGUUAGAAAACAGCGAGUGGUUUGUGAAACUAAUUUAGCAGUGUUAAAAAAAGCAGAUGAGAGAUGACAUGCAGCGGUUUGUUGCUGCUCUGAUCGAUGACUCAUAACAUGUAGUUAUUUAGUCUUUUUCUAAAUCUGUAGCAGUUUAAAUCAAAUCAAAUAUACUUUAUUGAAAGAAGAAAAAACAGUACACGAGGACAUAUCAUGUAAGACCAUGAAUAAUAAUGCUGAAUAAAAGUGUUUAGUUCUUUAGUUGCACUAAACAAGUGACUUUC